Molecule: messenger RNA, 1685 nt
Organism: Formica exsecta
Lineage: Eukaryota; Metazoa; Arthropoda; Insecta; Hymenoptera; Formicidae
Gene: sinu
Exons: 2
Coding region: 293-964 (223 amino acids)
Biological process (GO): regulation of tube size, open tracheal system; septate junction assembly
Cellular component (GO): membrane; septate junction
Source: RefSeq, a predicted model, not a curated record
GAUCCUGUAUAUACGCACACACAUAUUCGAUUCGUCACGUUUACGCUCUCUCUACUCGUGGGAUACUCGCGCGUGGUUCGAGGUGAGACCUUACAGGUUCGGUUAGGUUCCACCGCUCGCUCCGCCAAUAACACAGGGUGCCUGGGUGUGGUUUAUUAGUGCCGUGGGAUUGUCAGGUGGGAUAGCGUUCCAUGAGAAGACUAUAGUCUUGCGCGUCCAGUCGUCGGGCGGGCGUUUCGUUGGUAAUUGGCGAUUCCCACGCAGGAGACAGGAACACAUAGGGAGCGGCGACAUGAAGAAGAGGAGCCUGUCCGGCAACGUCGGCGUCGGCGUGUUCCUGGUGGCCUUCGUAUGCGUGUGCGUCGCCUUUGGCACGCCCUCCUGGUUGGUCAGCGAUCCGCGGAUCAUCGGCGCACAGUUCGACCGACUCGGUCUCUGGCGACACUGCUUCAGGUCGCUGCCGAAUCCCCAGGAGUCCGACGCGCCCCGACGAUUCUUCGUCGGCUGCAGAUGGGUCUAUGAUCCGUUUACCGCUGGCUACUCCGACAUUCGUGGCUUCCUAUUGCCUCCAUUUAUGAUAGCCACUCAAGUCUUCUUUACGGUAUGCUUUCUGCUGGGUCUAAUAUCCUUCUGUCUGAUAUUACUCUUUACUCUGUGCUGCGAUCCAGAACGGAAGAGAUAUAUUGAGCUGAUAAGUACUAUUGGUUAUUUGCUACUAGCCAGUGGUCUCAGCGGUGGCAUAGCAGUCAUUGUAUUCGCUUGCCUUGGUAACGCAGACAGCUGGAUGCCUGGACACUUUAAUAAUUAUUUAGGAUGGUCCUUCGCUCUAGGCGUCAUAGGUAGCGUACUGAUGUUAAUAGCGAGCGGCUUAUUUUUGGUAGAGGCGAAUGUACAACGAAAGAAACGAGAUUAUCUGAAAGAAUCUCAAACGCGGUUUCAACUCGAAUCUCGCUUAAAUGAAUGACUUGACAAUUGUUCAAUAAUGUGUUCAUGAGAACUGCGCAUAAAUGUUAUACUAAAAUUCUAAUAUCAUUCCGUCCACAAAGUGCAAAACCUUCGUAGAAGAAUCUCUUUCUGUAGAAUGUACAAAAGCAAAUUUACAUUUUAAUUUAAGUUUAGGAUAGAAUACGUAAGUUUAAUAUUUUUGUAUGAUAUUUUAUAUCUACCUUUAUAUUACAUAUAUAGGAUGAUAGUAUUGUAUGAUAGUGUUAUCGUUAAUAUAUAUAUGUAUAUAGGAUGUUUUAUGUAACUCGCGCCUUAAAACACUAUAACAGAAAAAAACUUUUGAAAAACUGAAUAAUAUAAAAAAACAGUUUCUGUGCAAUUUUUUUUUACUCCAAGUGACAAUUUCUUAGUGAAAUAUAAAUAUUUAAAAUUUAACCGAUUAUAGAUUAUAUUUAAAAAAAUUGUUCAUCCAUUCUGUAAAUAUUGCGCAGUCAUUAUUAUUACUUAAUUUUUAAUUAAAUUUCCAGGCCACUUAUAAAACAUCCUGUAUAUUGUUUUUAUAUAUAUUUAUAUUAUCGUUAAGCUUUAUGCACAAAAUGUAUCGCAUAAUGUAAAUUUACAUUGUCUAACGCGAAUACGUAUCUGAUGAAAUCUAGGCUUUUUAAAUAACGAAAUCAAUCAGAAAUAUUCAAACAAAUUUUAUACUCCGUCCUUUAUCAAAUAAAAUUUCUAAUUCAAAA